ACACAUCCCUCAUGCUUGCAGCAGAGCCUGGCACAUAGUAAGGGCACCACUCCUGCAGAGGGGAACUGCGUGGAUGGGGGCAACAGCUGAGACGGGGUCAGGACAGUGCCCACGAUUAAUUUUCCAGCUCCAAAUGACAACCGUGUGGUUAACAACAAAACAAAACCCGGUUAGCUGAAUGAACCUAGUGAAAGGCAAGACAAAGCCAAGCUCCUGAGCUGGCCGACGCCUGCCGGCCUAAACGCGAUAUGCCCUGGCCGAGUGGCCUGUGAUAAACUCAGCCGACCCGGGGCUGACCAGAUCGGGCCCGGCUGCGCCUCCCCCCCCCCCCCCACCCCCACCGCGGGGUGAAGACACUGGGCCAAGAUCCGCGUCACGCGGGACCCGAAACGUCCUUUGGAGCUCCGGCACCUACCUGUUCCAUCUCCUACCCACCCGGCGAAGCCGACUACGGAAACACCACCUCAGCUCCCGCUACACACCCCCUCACUACCGGUCCCCGCCCUCCAGUUGCGUGGGAAAGUCACGCGUGGACCGCGACCCCGCCCACCCGUGAGAACCGGGGAGAGAGGCAGUGCGUCUCUGCUGGUUUAGAGUCGAAAGCAAAUUCGCCAUGCCCCCCACAUCUGACGUGUUGAGUCAGGAUGAACUGCGAAAAAAGCUAUACCAGAUGUUUAAGGAUCGGGGUGUACUGGACACGCUCAAGACACAACUCCGGAAGCAGCUGAUUCAUGAAUUGAUGCACCCUGUCUUGAACGGAGAGCUGCAACCCCAGUCUGUUCCAGUGGAAGGGAGUGCCCUUCUAACAGAUGUGUCCAACGCUCUAGUGGCAGAUCACAUGAAGAGCUGUGGCUAUGAGUAUUCACUUUCUGUUUUCUUUCUGGAAACUCGUUUGGCCAAAGAAAAGGCAUUUACUGUACAAAAUCUAUUGCAACUCCUCAAAAUCAACCCUGAAUCCAGUCUCUACAAAUCACUGAUUUCAGGAUUUGAUAAUGAAAACAAAAUAGGUAGGAGCCUUCACAUAUGUCGAAAAUAGCAACAGUUUUUACUGUAAAACUCUGAACGUAAUAAUCUUGAGGGGUAAGAGUAGGGAAUCUAAUUAGAAUUUGAUUUUCUGUGCUGUGACAAUACCUUACCUUUUUUUUUUUUUUUUUUUUUUUAAAGAUUUUAUUUUUUUAAGUAAUCUGUACGCGUAACACAGGGCUCAAACUUAAAACCCUGACAUCGGGAGUGGCACACUCCUACCAACUAGGCCAGCCAGGUGCUCUGAUACCUAAGCUUUUAAAUAAAUAAAAUGAUUCAUCUGUUUUGACAAAUGUAGAUCACUUCUCCAAAUUUCAGUCAUCUUAAUUGCUCUUAGAUACUCAAAAAAGAAACCACUACCACUAUAGAACCCAACAAAUGAUUUGAAAGUUACUUUUUGUAAAGAUACCCACUGUUGGAAACAUUUCCACACACACAAGCUAACAAUGUUAAGGCUCUAGGUAUCUUUGUAUCCUAGAUCUCCCCCUUUGUAAAGUACAAAUCUAUAAAGUACAAUUUAAAGAUUAUUAAUAUUUGCUUAAAGAGUGAAAUAACUGGUUAGUAAUAAGUGUUACAUAAAUAUUUUUUAUUAAGUGUUGCUAUGGGCCUGGUAAAUUGUUUCAUUAGUUUUGGCCUUGAUAAGAACCAUCCUAGAGGCCAUUCUAUAACUGCCAUGGGUACAGACUGUGGGCUGGACUUGCCUACGGACUUCGUAGCAUGAACUUCAGCUGGUAACUUGCCUGUAAUACAUAUUCGUUAGGUCUUUUAAAUAACCUGUAAUGUUAGGUAACGGCCCUCUCGUGUUGGUGUGCCCCUGGAUUUUGUCUGUUGCCAGCAUUGCUAUCAUCCCCAGUCGGGCAUUAAUUUACAACUUAGCAUUCUGCAAACGUUUCAGUAUUUACUUUCUGCCAGCCAUUAGUCUGUGACUGAAUUGCGUAGUCUCUUGAAAGUGGUGUCAGCAGAGGGUGAGUAAAUCAGAUCACAAGACCUUCUAGAGUGCCUGCGAAGUAGGGCAUCCAUACUGAAGUUGAGUAUGGUAAGUGAUCCUGUAUUCUG
This is a messenger RNA of Herpailurus yagouaroundi (jaguarundi), 2079 nucleotides long. Its product is annotated as oral-facial-digital syndrome 1 protein homolog. Bases 614 to 1036 code for a protein of 140 amino acids. Gene Ontology annotation, molecular function: protein binding. The record is from RefSeq and is a predicted model, not a curated record. Lineage: Eukaryota; Metazoa; Chordata; Mammalia; Carnivora; Felidae. The transcript has 7 exons. Gene Ontology annotation, cellular component: centrosome; ciliary basal body. Gene Ontology annotation, biological process: epithelial cilium movement involved in determination of left/right asymmetry.